AAUAACAAUUGUCAUAAUUGUUGUAUGGAUCGGACUUUCUAAUUUUGAUCGCGAAAAUGGCAAAACCGAAAAUAUUUUCAUAUUUACACUGUAAAGGAAGUAAAGAAACUACUAUUUUCAUUGUCUUCUAUUCCAUGUUUUAUUCAAUUCUGAGAUUAGCCGUUAAUAGUUUUAAGGAGUUUGGAAGAAUUUAUAUUGACGAAAAUAGAAUUUCUGCAUCUUGUUAUCUUGCCUACACCAUCAUCAAUUGGUUACUUUGGUCCGUGCUUUUACUAAUGAGUUUGCUAGUUAUUGGUGCAUUGAUAAAGAAAAUUCGUAAACUACUAAUCCCAUUUUUGAUAUGGAUGGGUGUCGUGAUUAUCGGAGUACCAGCUGCAGAAGUUUGUGUGUUGAUUGCCAUAAAAAAUAUAUCUGUAGCAAUUAGUCUUACUCUACUUACACUCAUUUUUAUUGCUUUCAAUAUAUACUGCUUCAUAUCAGUAUAUUUAUAUUACGAAGAUUUUUAUAAGAUUAAAAGAUCGAGCAAACAUCAUAGAAACAAGCGUAAUAAGAGGAAAAUCCAUCAUCCUCAAGAUAGUGGAAAUAUUGAAGAAAUUACUAAAUUUACAAAGGAUGAUGUCGAAGAUGGUGUUCAAAAUAUCUCUCCAAAACCAUCUAAACCAAACAAAGCAAAUGAUGAAGAAUUAGAAAAACCCAAAAAAUUGAGGUCUUCAAGAAAGAGGAAACAUAAAUCAUCAGUUCAAAAUGUUAGAUUAGAAGAAUCCAAUCUAAAACCUAAAAGGAGUAGAAAAAUGGCAUCUUCAAAAGGAAUUUCCAAAAAUAAAUCUAAAAAAACUCUUCCAAUUCAACCAAAAUUGAAUUUAAUACCUGAAAGCCAAGCAAAUUCAACAUCAGAAACUAUUCCAGUACCCACACAUCAAGAGGUAUGAUGCAUCAUCCAUGAUCAUCAUCAGCAGAGACAUGAUUAUAUAUGUUUUAAAUAUUCGAAACAGUUUCUAAAUUUUAUACACUGUAACUAAAAUUCUAUAUUUUAAAAUAAAUUAAUAAGUUGUUAUGUAUCUUCGAUACAAAUCAAAGUAUCAGAAUUACAAAUUUCAUUUAGAAGUGUGAGUUAUCAUUCUUACCACAA
Centruroides sculpturatus (bark scorpion) is the source of this 1129-nucleotide messenger RNA. RefSeq lists its product as uncharacterized. Bases 57 to 929 code for a protein of 290 amino acids. Lineage: Eukaryota; Metazoa; Arthropoda; Arachnida; Scorpiones; Buthidae. The record is from RefSeq and is a predicted model, not a curated record. The transcript has 6 exons.